This is a messenger RNA of Durusdinium trenchii, 723 nucleotides long. NCBI's taxonomy places the organism in Eukaryota, Dinophyceae, Suessiales, Symbiodiniaceae. The record is from the annotation of a GenBank genome assembly.
AUGGCAAGUGAAGUAGCCCUUGGUGGGCAUAAGCGCCGUUCCAGAGGCGUAGCGCAGCAGAUCCGACAAGCAAGUCAGAUUCUGUUGAAAGAAGACUGGCAAGACUCAUGUACGUUAGUCAUUGUCGGUCCGGUGAUCAAUGACUUUCUAUUCCAUGGGACCGUGGCAAUCGGGUCAACAGCAGAGGAGGCUAUCACAAGUCCAUACGUCUCCAAUCACAGACAAAUCCUUGCAGAUUUGCUCGACAUAGGAGUUGACAUGGAUCGAAUCAUUUUCACGGGCUUUCCUGGCAUUGAGUGUGCCCCAUUCUGCGAGAACUUUGAUGUUGACCUUGAGUGGUUCCGCCGUCAACAAGAUGUUGUAAACGAGCUCAUCGAGGCCCUUGGUCCACGGCGAUGGCGCCUGGAACUUUUGGUCAGACGCCAAUUUCAAAUCCAUGGAGCACACUGCCUGCGGUACAUUUGUGAAGUAUUGCCAUCCCUCAACCCAGAGGAUUUGGGCAAAAUUGAAAUACGUGGGGCAGGUUGCAGUGAGAUUGCAAUUUGGUACGAUGAGAUUCAUCCAGCUGCUGCUUUGCACUUGGACAUGGCUCAGGAUUUUGCCAACAAUUUCUUGGUAAGGCCGCAUUCUGACUCACCGGUGAAAACGGAGCUGCUACUGCACAGACAAACGACAUUUGCUGCCCGGAGGGUUCGGUCUAUCAACUGCUCAAGAGUUGCCUGA